AUGAGUAUAUUAGACGUACCAAACAUGGAAGGGACUUCAACAAUGACGGUUACCUCACAUAGUUCGGAAGACUCCAGUUGUAUCUCAAACCACGAACAGGAUGUCGACACUCAUAACGAAAGCAAUACGAGUGGGAUGGAAAACAAUAAAAUUUCCAAAAGAAAAUGGAUGAAAGAGUUUUUCAAGCUUUCCAAAUCCCCAGCUACAAGAAGCAACCAGAGUUUAAGUUCCAUGAAAAGUAACCAAAGUUUGAUUUCAAUGAAGAGUGGCAAUAAUGGCAAUAGUUCUACUAAUGACUGUUCUUUUACUUGUGACAACAGUUAUUUCUCUGCGGGUUUGAGCCGUUCUAAUAGUGUGAAAGAGUUGAAAUUAGAUCCAUCUGCAAAUCAAAGAUCGAAGAACAAUAUGUCUUCCGUAGCGCCUUCUUCUAUGCCACCACAGACAACUACCUCUUCAUCAUCAUCAUCAUCAUCUUCUUCUUCUUAUGACUCUAUAAAGAAAAAUGACAAUAGUAUUAGAUUACAAAAUAAUAACCAUCCUAGAUUUAACAAAGAAGUCCCACAAAGCAGGGAAAGUUCAAACGUGAUUUCUGCGUCCGUCAUGAGCCAAUACAAUGUCGAUACUCAAGCAACGGCUAUAAUGAGCGACGUACAAAAGCAAUACGAAGCACAGCAGAUGACAUCACUGUUCAUAAACGAGGCUUUAUUGAUUGAUCCAAACGGGAAAGUUUCAGAGGUUAUAAGAUCAAUUUUCAAAGAAAUCGGCUACAAAUAUGAUGACUUCAGUGAUGUUCCGGUUUCUCAAUUAAUACAGGAAAUGUAUCAAUUAGUUAAGAAAACUUCCAAUGCUAGAAGAACGAAAUUGACAGCUUAUGCUUCCAAACUGAAAGAGAAGGAGAUGCAAGUAAAAAGCCAGAACGAGAAAAUUCUCAAACUAGAAACGACAAACAAAGCAUAUAAGACCAAAUACAAGGAAAUAUCUCUGGAAAAUAAAAAAAUAAAAGAGGCAUUCAAAGAACUAGACAAUGAAUCAUAUGAUCAUGAUGAAGAAUUAUUAAAGAAGUACAAAUAUACUAAAGAAACUUUAGACAGGGUUAACAGAGAACAGCAGCUAGUCGAUGAUCAAAACGAGUUUUUGAAAAAAAGUGUUAAUGAACUGCAAAAUGAGGUUAAUGCCGCUAACUUCAAGUUUUCCUUAUUUAAGGAGAAAUAUGCUAACUUAGCUGAUAGCAUUACUGAAUUGAACACCUCCACAAAAAAAAGGGAGGCCCUGGGGGAGAAUCUAACUUUUGAAUGCAAUGAACUGAAGGAAAUAUGUCUGAAGUAUAAAAAAAACAUUGAAAACAUAUCGAAUACCAACAGGAAUUUGCAAAAUUCAUUUCAAAAUGAAAGAAAAAAAGUUCUAGAUUUGAGAAACGAGAGAAAUUUGUUGAAAAAGGAAAUUCUAUUAAUUGAGUGUCAUGGUUCAUAUUCCCUACUCCUUGUAUCUAAUAUUCUAGCAUGUUAUCGGUUCCUACUGCCAAGCGAAACCAUUAUUGAAACUGAAGCUUUGAUAAGGGAAUUGCUGAAUAUGAAUAACUCUUUAUCAAAUCACGUAUCUUCUUCUGACCAGUCUCCUGCCGAGUUUUCAAAAAGCUUAGAAUCAAAAUGUAUAGAGUUUGAGGAAAAGCUACUCUAUUUUUACCAAGAAGUUGUGACAAAAAAAAUUACUGAUAUCAUUUACAAGUGCUUCAUCACCUACUAUAAGAAAAGCAGGCAAAACGAACCAAAACCCAGCCAAACCUCUAACACACCGUACAAACAAAGCCAGAGACAAGUUCCGUACUCCAUCAAAUGA
Messenger RNA from Saccharomyces kudriavzevii IFO 1802, 1836 nucleotides. It is a transcript of the gene SPO21, whose product is annotated as Spo21p. The coding region runs from base 1 to 1836 and encodes 611 amino acids. The record is from RefSeq and is a predicted model, not a curated record. The transcript has a single exon. NCBI's taxonomy places the organism in Eukaryota, Fungi, Ascomycota, Saccharomycetes, Saccharomycetales, Saccharomycetaceae.